Molecule: messenger RNA, 4358 nt
Organism: Parasteatoda tepidariorum (common house spider)
Lineage: Eukaryota; Metazoa; Arthropoda; Arachnida; Araneae; Theridiidae
Source: RefSeq, a predicted model, not a curated record
AUGCCUCCUAAGAAAAAAGACUUGGGCACACCUCUUCAGCAAAGAAACCAAUAUCACUCAAUACCUCCUAGAAAAGAGAAGACCUCCGCACUGAUUGCCGUAAACAAGAAAUUUGAUCCUUUAGUAGUCCAAACUAAAAUCAUUGGAAUAAUUUUUAUUUCAAAAGGAAUCAUUUGUGAACCAAGUCGUCCUGAAGGUCCUCUUGUGAUUAGUAAUAUUCAGGCUGAUUCAGUUCAUCUGUCAUGGAAGCCACCUCUUGAAGAUUACGGUGGACCGAUAUUAGGAUAUGUUAUAGAAGCAAAGGACGUUCUUCAUAUGGAUGUAAGAAAAAUAAAUUUUUGGUCAGAUGGACAAAAUACCGAAUAUGAUGUCACUGGUUUGGAAACAUCGCAUAUUUAUCAGUUUCGGGUGUACGCUCAGAAUGUGGCUGGACGGAGCGAAGGCUUGUUGAACAAAACUCUGGUCCGAAUUAAAGCUGCUAGUAAAAAACCUCCAACUCCAUCAAAACCUUCAGUUGAAAUACACGAUAAUGAUUCGGCGCAUCUACAGUGGACCGUUCCAACUGUUACUGAAGACCUCAACUACAUAAUAGAGAGAUUCGAACCCAAGUACGGCAUGUGGAUACAGUGUAAUAAAGAGAUCAUAACCAGAACGUCGUAUCUUGUGACAGGCUUAGCUCCAAACAGAGAAUACACCUUUCGCGUCAGCAGCGAGAAUGUGCACAGUGUGAGUAAGCCAAGCGAAAAAACUGAGACGAUUUAUUUAACGGAAACGAUAUGUGAACAACCUGUAAUAAUCAUUCCAAUCGCUGACUGUUUCGUGGAACAGAAUGGCUUAGCAGUGUUUGUGUGUGAAUUUACUGGUACUCCUCCUAUUCAAGUGAUAUGGACAAAAGAUGGAAUACGCGUACGAGAGAGUUCUUUUUCUACAAUAAAAAGCGAAGAAGGUUUAAAGUCAGAACUGAAACUACAGGAAGUGGAAUCUGAUGACGAUGAUGUUAUUAUUCAAUGCAUUUUGAAAAAUUCUGCUGGAGAAAUCACUUCAGAAGCGAAGAUUAAAAUUCUCAGUCCACCUCGAAUCAGUUGUCCACCAUCUUAUAGAGAGGGACUAACUUACGACAUGGAUGACACAUUGAGAAUUCGCAUAACAGUGCUUGGGACACCUCUACCAAAAGUGGAAUGGUUUCUCAAUGAAGAAGUCGUGAGCACCCGUGAUGAGUUUGAAGUCAUCCAAGAUCACGAAUCUUUCGAAUUAAAAAAGAAAGAUGUAACCAGGAAUCACUCAGGAAAUUAUAAAUUCCUCGCAACUAACGAAGUGGGUGAGGAUCAUCUAACCGUUAAAGUUACCGUGUCUGGUCCUCCAGAUCCCAUAAAAGACGGCCUUAUCUUUGAUUUUGAUGAAGAUGAAGGUGUAGUUAUAAAAUGGAAUCCACCCUCUUGCGAUGGAGGAAGUGAGAUAUUCAAUUACAUUGUGGAAAAAAGAAUGGAGGAAGAUAUCAACUGGUUCAAGCUAGCCACCUCUCGCAACACGUAUUUGAAUCUCGGAAUGUUUGAAGAAACUGAAGGUUGUUACUUUAGAGUAAAAUCUAUCAACGUGUUUGGCAUCAGCGCACCAAGCGAGGAGAGAAAAUAUUUGAGAACAAUGAAUUUGGUUGAUGAUAAAAAUGACAAACAAAUUGAACACGAGCAUGAAUUCCUGGCAGACCUCAACCAAGCAAAGCAGGCUGAUUUAACAGUAAGAAAAGGUUCUACAAAAGAAUACAAUUUCGAUAACAGUUCUCCGGGUGAAAUUACCACUGAUUUCAUAAGUUUCAUUCCAAACGACACAGAACUAUCUAUACCAAACAAAUUAAUCUGCCAUGCAACUGAAGACAUGUUAGAUUCUGUUACUGAAGGUUUACUGAUAACUAUAGAAGAAACGAGUAUAGAUUAUAAAAGCGGUACAUAUACAAUGGAUUAUAACGAAUUUUAUUUAACUUGGUUAGAAAUUAUUUCCUUGGAAAAAGAUGCAUUUUUCGAGAAUAAGCCACUAACUCAUAAAUGUACCAGGCAAUGGAAUAUGAUUGAUGUUUCAGUAGAAAUAUUUGAAGCAUUCAGUUGUAUUUAUCUAAAUCUUGCCAAUUUUAUUACUAUAGAUGAGGUGACAAGUAGAACAAAAUGGUUAAUUUUACCAUCCCUUUCAACCAAGUUUACUGAUUUGAUAACGUCACAAAUCGAAUUUGCUAUAUGUUCUGUAGUAGAAGAAGUUAAUCUUGCUAUUAUAGUUUUUCAACCUGAAGACCUCGAAACUUGUAAAUCAUUCCAGAGUCAUUUGAAUCAUUUGAAAGUUUCGGUAACUUGGGACUGCUUUAGACCAAUUUUGAUAAAUGAUACACAAAUUUUUGAAAAUGUCCACGAUUUUAUAAAUGAAAAUAGUGAGCAAUACUGCAAAAUGAGUCCAACUGUGCACCCCUUAGAUGAUUAUGAAACGUUAGCAACUCUAACCCCCAUUCCAUUAAUGAAUUGUAAAAUGGCUUUAAGCGUGUUGCCCUUUAAGCAAAAAAGCCACACUAUACCAACAAAAACACGUGCCUAUUCAACUACUGCAAACAAUGAAUCAGAAGCUCUUGGACGUUUGCGUAAAACAUCCGAUGAACUUAAUUCUUCCUAUAUAAGGGAAUUAGGACUCGAUGAUGCACUUGAAAGCAAUUAUGUCUUAGAUGCGUUUGAAACAGAUAUUUUGGAGAAGUCUGCUUCAAGCUUACUUAGUGCUGAAAAGUCCAGGUUAAUUUCACUAGAUACUAACAAAUAUAUUGAUGAAGAGGAUACCAAGUUUGAUAUGGACGAUCUUCUUAUUUCUGAUGACUAUAUAUAUGAUACUCCUAGCUGGUUACCAUUUAUAUCUCCAAAUUCUUCCCUUCCAGACACUUUCAAAACUGAAACAGUUGAAUUUAAGGACACCGAAGAAGACCAUUCCCCUACGCUAGCGCAAAGAGUUUCCUUGAAAGGCAAAAGCUUUGAGGAAUUAUUACUUAUUGCCGAACAAGUGGAGAAGAGUUUCUCACAAAAAGCGCAGCAGAUUGAAUCGUUAGAGAAUAUUCUGCACGAAGAAUUGGAUUCCUUAGAGAAGGAUUUACAAGUUGUUCACGAAAUUCACCAGAGUCUUAAUGGCAAUGCCAUUGAAAAAGACGUUGCCUUGACGGAUGAGCGCAAGACGAAAGCAAUCGAUCUAAUCGACUUUUCUGAAGAUGUCCAUGAUAUGAAAACUGAGGAACCCAAGCUGGAAUCUUAUCCACCGAAAGUCAUAACUCACUUGCAAAAUAAAGUGGUACAGAGGGGUUCGCGCGCAAGACUAUAUUGCUCAAUAACAGGUGAUCCAGCCCCAGAUGUUGUCUGGCUCAAAAAUGGAAAGUUGUUGAAAGAAAAAUCUCGAUACAUCUUUAAUGAUUUGAUGGAGUUUGGCUUUUAUGUUGAUAUUUACAGCAUUAAAUCAACCGACAGUGGACAGUACAUAUGCUUAGCUACCAAUCCUCACGGUUCUGCACAAACGGAGGCUUAUUUGCAAGUAAUAGGUGAAAGGGAAGACAGCCCAGAGGUGCCCAAAUUUUUAGACUGCCCUGAUGAUGUGACGGCCACUGAGGGAGAAACGGUUUCUCUCGAAUGGAAAAUGACUGGCACACCAGUUCCGAACGUCAUUUGGUUUAAGAAUGCUGAGAGGAUAGAGACAAAUUUACGAGUGGAUGUUUACAGCAACCAUAAAGGAGCAUGCCGACUUAAAAUCCACAGAGCGGAUGAACAAGAUAGCGCUAUAUAUUCUUGCUAUUUAGAAAAUGAAAUUGGUUCUGCUGUAUCAACAGUUCUAAUUUCUGUUAAAGAAGACAAGUCUUCGUUACGAAAUAUUGAACUAAAUCAAUCUUGUCAAGAAAAUAAAUCUUUCUUUGAAAGAUCUCAGAGUUCAUCAUCCAGUGAAAGUGAUAUUUGUUGUGCGGAAAUACCAAAUCCAAAAAUUCCAAAGGAUCAAGCUGUCAGCAACAUUCCGGGUCCACCUAGCACCCUCAGUAUAUUCAGCGUAGGACGAACAUGGGUGAUGUUAUCCUGGUCUCCGCCUAUGAGUCAUCUGACAAAGAAAUCCAGUCUAACAUAUCUUAUUGAAAGUAGACUAUUAAACAGCAGUCACUGGAAAGAGGUUGGCAAGACGAGAAAUACUAUAUACACAGCUCACGGCUUUAAGUGUAAACGUUCUUACGCAUUUAGAGUGUCAGCAGGGAACAGUUACGGUUGGGGUCGCCCAGCUGUUUUAUCACAACAAGUGAAUUUUCUAUCAAGGUGACAUUUAUAUAUCUGGAAUUUUUAUGACCAAUUUUUAUGUCUUUAUUUUAU